Molecule: messenger RNA, 3246 nt
Organism: Penicillium soppii
Lineage: Eukaryota; Fungi; Ascomycota; Eurotiomycetes; Eurotiales; Aspergillaceae
Product: Fibronectin type III domain protein
Exons: 3
Coding region: 1-3246 (1081 amino acids)
Molecular function (GO): protein binding
Source: RefSeq, a predicted model, not a curated record
AUGUAUGAGCCGCUUUACUUUGCAUUCGACGCUUACCCAGCAGUGGUUCCCCGUGUUCGAGUCCGAGGUGUUAUGGCACUCUUCCUUGCCGUUUCGAUCUUAUGGGCUCUGAUCUGGCUUCUUUACCGUGCGUGGCAGGUCUGUCAAACUUCAAACGAGGUCUUGGUAGAAAAGCUGGGUCUCGACAUUCCUCCGCCGCCAGAAGUCACUCUCGAAGAGAUCACAGCCCGUGAGAUCCGCCUUGCUUGGAAGCAACCAGACUUUCACAACUCAAUACAUAAGCAUAUCAUCCAGGUCAACAAUGUUAAAGUCGGCGAAUCCAAACGAGCCGAAACGGCAGUUGAGAUUUCGAAUUUGAUACCUGGAAACAUCUACCACAUUUGCGUUCUUUCCCUCAGUGCCGCCAAUUUCCAAACACCAAGUGCAAUCCUCCAUGUCCGAACGAAAUCUCUUCCGCUUUCUCAAACCCAGCAAAAUGGCACCCCCGGAGGUCCAGUUAUUCGCGCUUCGAUUCCCCGGUCUACGGUUGGAUUGCCUGCGCCCUCUGCCCCGAUCAUGUCUCGCGAACACAGCACCGGCCAACUGCCAGGCAAACGCCCUUCAGCCGGACGGAAAAUUUCUCCCGCGGCUGGAACGCUAGACGCUGCGCACGGCAAUUUCGAAGAAACUUUCAAGAGCAGGGCGAAAACUGCCAAGGAUGAGACUUUGGAGCAGUUAGCAGACCGAUUGAAGGCAUUGCAGCAUGAGAACGAGAGCUUAGAGAAGCAAGGGAUAGAGGAGGAAGACGAGCAUAUCGGAUUACUGAAGGAUCUGGAAAAGCAACGCAGUGAACUAAGAAAGCGUGUCAGGGAGAAGGAUGAGGCCAGCGGCGAUUUGAAGAAGCAUGUCUACAAGCUGGAAAGCGUCAACCGAACGGUGCAAGGCGAAAAGUCAAAACGCAUGCGGCUACUUCAACAGAAGGAGGCGGAGCGCAAGAAGCGCAAGAACGAAAUUCUAAGAUGGCAAGAAAAAAUUGCGCAAAUGAAUUCCGACGCCGAGCAGGCGAAGGAUGAUAAGACAAAGAUCGAAGAGGAAGGAGCCGAACGCGCAGAUGAAGUCCGAGCAAAGAUCGCCAAGGAGCAGUCGGAGAUGAAGACACUUGAUGAUGAAAUCCAGGACAAAGGAGGUCGGGUCAAGAAGCUCGAAGAAGAGAGAAUGGGGCUGCAAGAAGGCGACAGUGAAGAUGGCAAGGAACUGGAUCGGAUCGACAAUGAGCGGGCUCGGCAAUGGGAGCACAAACUAGGCAACCUGAAUGCACGAUAUGCCACCUUGGUGAACCUUCAUGCACAAGCCCAGCAGCAAUAUCAAGAAGCCCAAGAGCGGCUGAAAUGGCUGACUGCUCAACGACCAGGCAGCUCAGGCCCCUUUGCUUUGCCGCCCCUGGACCUCGAUAUAACAAAUAGUGCCACCAUUCGACCUCGUCGCCAUCGCAGCUCACUCGUCAGCAAUGUCUCAUCCCCUGUGAACUUCCCGGGUAUCGAGCCUUCUUUCCCAGGUGGCGUCAGUUACAACCAGCCUACCCACUCGCCUACUUUCCCUCCAAGCUCAGCAUUCUUCAACAUUAACAAUGGCAUGGCACUUCCCGGCCUCAAUGACCCCCCGGAGAUUAUGCGAUCAGACUCAGAAGUCGCUUUCAAUAACCCACAGAUGAGCCCCCGUGCGGAUGCUCUGUUGCCAUCUGAUCUCCUUGGCGAUGAGGAAUCGCCAGAAUUCCCCCGAAUUAUGGCUCAUCCGAGGUUUACAACUCUGGACACAUCGAGCAACCCAUUGGAUAGCUUCGGCCACGGCCCGGUAUCGCCUGUUUCUUCUGACGGCCGAGCCGGCAGCAUCUUUGCAAGCCCACUUGAGAAUCAAACCCGACAGGACGAACCCCAAGGAGUCCAUUUGUCUGCUGCUGGGGAUGCCCCGAAAAGUGCAACCCGAAGGCUUUCUGGGCUUUUCAACUUCCAUCGACCCCGUGGAAAGACCCUGGCAGACGAAUCGCCCAUGCUGGGCACAUUGAAACCUGGACAGAGUCAAUCCUUCCCCCGCAAUGUCGAUGAGCUGGACCCAAUCGGUUCUCGGCGACGACGAUCAAGUUAUACCGGGAAUUGGGCAAACCCAAUGUCCUUGUUCCCUCGGAGCAACACAACGGGUGUCACUAUGGACAGCUCUUCCGACCAUGCGCCUUCUCGCCGAGCCGCUUUCUCAAGUAUCUUCUCAUCCGGCAAGUUUGGCUUCGGCGGUGCUGGCACCCGUGGAAACCCCGACCUCAGCACCGGAUAUAAUCAGUUUAGUCCUCGUCAUGAUCCCAUCGACCCAUCGUCUCUUCUCGGUGGCGUUCGACGAGGCUCUUUGUCUCCACGACCUUCAUCUACGUCUUUUGACACACAGAACCAGCUUCCUCAUCCCUCAACGGACAAUCGCCACUUCGGGUGGCCAUCCACUGAGAACGCUAGGCACCGCAAUAGCCCGCUUGGAUUCGAUUGGGCCUCGCCACCAACUUGGUCUCGAGCUCCUUCUCGGCGUCCUUCAAUCCAGUAUGGGUCGUCGGGUCAUCUUCCUUUGGGGCUGACCGGUGAACCUGAUUUCGUGGAGGACACAUUUGAACGUCAUCAUCGACCACUCCAGGCACCGAUUGGCACUCGCCCGUCAUCCUCUCAUCGACCACUGACUCCAAAGUUGAAUCCCGCUGCUCCGGCCUUCACUGCAGUUUUCACCGGCGAGAAUUCGGACCGAGAAGGACAAAAGCGUGAUGGCCCCGACAGUCCAUUUGAUACGCGUGAGUUCGAAGGAUCACCCUCCGAGCCUCGCACAUCCCGCUCCCUCUCCCACUUUACUGCUGAUUCGUAUGAGUCACUGGAGCGCAUGCCAUCCGGAACCUCCGUCGACAAUGCGUCCAAAGAGUCUUUCAUCCGCAAGAUCACCCGCAAGGGUAGCUCCAGCAAAUUCAGCUCAUGGAAGGACCGCUCGGGACUGUUUUCCAAGAAGGACACGUCCUCGCAAGCCUCGCAAGGUGAUAUUGACGAGGACGCGGCCAGCGAAGCACAACUUGGCAAGAGCGUUGAUAGCACUGUUUCAAGUGUUACAUCUGCCGACCGUUCGACUCGCAGCAGCCUGGGCUUCUUUUCUCGCAAGUCCCGCCGCUCCGACAAGGCCAGUGAAACUAGCGAGCGUGCUAGUGAAACUGGCGACGAGGAGAUUCGGGAGGAGGCUGAGACCUCGUGA